AAGAAACAUACAAUGCAGCUGAGAUAAAUAUAUUGAAUUUUUUUUCUUAUUUGGGAAACAAUGUAUAUGGGUUGCCGGAGAGUUAUCUAUGCCACCAUUUUAGUGGCGGCCACACUGUGGGGGCGGUCGGAGGCGGGCCGGGCUUUCUUCGUGUUCGGGGACUCGCUGGUGGACAACGGGAACAACAACUACCUGAUCACCUCCGCCCGGGCCGACUCUCCGCCCUACGGCAUCGACUACCCCACCCACCGCCCCACCGGCCGCUUCUCCAACGGCUACAACAUCCCCGACCUCAUCAGCGAAGCGAUGGGAUCAGAGGCAACCAUGGCGUACUUGAACCCGGAGCUCAAGGGUGAAAAGCUGUUGGUUGGCGCCAAUUUUGCUUCCGCCGGCGUCGGAAUCCUUCCCGACACUGGCUUUCAGUUUGCAAACAUAAUAAGAAUUGGACAACAGUUGCAGAUGUUCGAGGCAUACCAGGCGAGAGUGACAGGUUUGAUAGGAAGGGAGGCGGGAGUGAGGCUCGUAAACCAGGCGCUUACGCUCAUUUCCCUCGGUGGCAACGACUUCGUCAACAACUACUUCUUGGUCCCGAUCACCGCCCGUCGCCUGCAGUUUAACAUUCCCAACUACUGUCGGUACCUCGUCUCCGAGUAUCGCAAGAUCCUGAUGAGGCUAUAUGAGUUGGGAUGCAGGAGGGUUCUGGUGACUGGGACGGGCCCCAUCGGGUGCGUCCCGGCCGAGCUUGCCCGGAUGAGCACAAACGGGCAGUGCGCGGCGGAGCCGCAGGAGGCGGCGGCGGUGUUCAACCCGCUCCUGGCCCAAACGCUGGCGGACCUCAACCGGCAGCUCGGCGCCGACGUCUUCGUCUCGGUCAACGCCAUGCGGAUGCAGGAGGACUUCGUCGCGAACCCCGAGUCCUACGGGUUCGUGACGUCCAAGGUGGCGUGCUGCGGGCAGGGUCCGUACAACGGGAUUGGGCUCUGCACGGUGGCGUCCAACCUCUGCCCGAACCGGGACCAGCACGCGUUCUGGGACCCGUUUCAUCCAUCCGAACGGGCCAACCGGAUCAUCGUCCAAUCCAUUUUGACCGGAGCAAAUCACUACAUCUCUCCUAUGAAUUUAAGCGCCAUUUUGGUCAUGGAUUCAAAUGAAGCCACCGUGAGGGUAGGCGGCAGCCGGAGGGCGGUGGCCGGAAGACGGCCAUCGUCAUUUCCUGUCGCUCCUCCCAGUUACAACAAGCGCUACUACGGAAGCAAAUCCGGCGCUUACGACGAGGCAAAGUCCGCCGCGUCGAAAGGAGCCGACGCCGCCAACAAAGUCGCCCACCAAAUCAAACACGACGCUUCCUCCGCCGCGGAUGAGGGCGUGCACAAGGCAAAAGCAAUGGGGGAGAAGUUGUCGGAGGCGGCGAACGAUCUGGCCGGAAAGGCAAAACAGACGGCGCAAGAUGCGUGGGAUGCCGUUAAGGACACAACCCACAAGAUCAAAGACGACGUCGGGAACAAGGCCGAUGAAACCAAAGACGCCGUUCGCAAACAUACCAACUAGCGCCCCAGCCCGUUUUCGAUUCUAAAUAAGUGUCGAUUAUAGCUUUUAAAUACAUUAAUGUUGAAAUGAUCAUAGACAUAACGUCUGCAUGUCUAUAUUUAUUCAACUUGUAAUGUAUGUAAAAAAAAUUAUAAUAGACCAUUAUUUUAAAAUGUAGAAAGUAUCUCAUAAUCCUAAUGAGAUAAUAAUACUAUAAAUGAAGCUUUCCCAAAUUA
Molecule: messenger RNA, 1763 nt
Organism: Cuscuta campestris
Lineage: Eukaryota; Viridiplantae; Streptophyta; Magnoliopsida; Solanales; Convolvulaceae
Source: the annotation of a GenBank genome assembly